CUCCAAGAAAAAGUAUCAUGCAAGGGGCAUGAGUGUAGAGCAAGGGCUAGAGAGGUGAGUAAGUGAAAUUGGCACGAUGGUGGGGGCAGAUCGGCUAUAGAUUCGUGUUAUGCACUAGGAGGAAAUAAUGUCGGACGCAGAGUUGAUUGUACCGUAGAAGGUUUACCGCCGUGCACACAGAGAUAGGAGACGAGAUGGUCCACAAGUUGCAUUUGGGGGUCUGAUGGUGCCAGCCAGCCAGCGAGAGAGCGAGCGAGCGAGCCAGCCAGCCAUCCGUGCCUGCAGCGCGUCGCUGCAGCUCGGAGCAAAUGAUUUCCAGGACUGGAGAUCUGAGCCACACACACGCCAACACACGCUCCUCUUUGCUGGCGGAGCACUUUUGAUUGAGGUCGCGCGCUCGGGGCUCGCUUCGACAGCUUGCAUACCAAGUCGCUCAUCGUCGUAGCAGCGAGCGAGCAGCAGCGGAAAUCGUCGUUUCUUCUGAGGUGUCGAAACGUUUGAUCCAUGGCUGCCGCCGUCGGGCUCGGUGCCACGGUUACGUGCGUGAAAAACUCGCCAUCAUGUGCUCUUGCUCCCGUGUCUUCCAGAGUUUCGAACUGCCAGCUGCAGAGCUCUUUUUUGGGAAAAGGUCUACCCGACAUUCGUGUUCAGGCCGUGACCUCCAAGAAAGUUUUCCAGUCAAGGACAGGUCUUCUUCAGGUUAGAGCCAAAACUGCAGGUGCAUCGAAGACCUUCGAAACGGAGGUUGACAAGCCCCUUGGUCUCACCCUCGGACAGAAAUCUGGUGGCGGUGUCAUUGUUACUGGUGUCGACGGUGGUGGUAAUGCCGCAAAGGCCGGAAUCAAGGCCGGAGACCAGAUACUAUACACUAGUAGCUUCUUUGGAGAUGAGCUCUGGCCAGCCGAUAAGCUGGGAUUCACGAAGACUGCGAUCCAGGCCAAGCCAGACUCUGUGUACUUUGUUCUCAGUAGGGGAAUAGAAGUCGAUGUGAAGAGACUUCCUAAACGACCUGCACCUCCUCGCUUCGGACGAAGGCUCACUGACGCACAAAAGGCCCGUGCUACCCACGUUUGUCUGGAUUGUGGAUAUAUCUACACCUUGGCCAAGAAGUUCGAAGAUCAGCCUGAGACCUUCCAGUGUCCACAGUGCCAAGCAUCCAAGAAGCGCUUUGCUGAGUAUGACAAGGAAACUGGAAGUGCUAUUGGAGGUGGAGGAACCCCUAUUUCGGUCGUUUUGGGAGUGCUUGCGGGUGCAGUUGCAGUCGGAGCUCUUGCCUUUUAUGGACUCCAAUAAGUGUUCAAAAUUCGGAGUAGAGUAGAGAAGAGCGGCUAGUUUUUCGAGGUUUAUGAAAGUAUAUAUGUAAAGGAGUAACUGCGAUAUCCCAACUCCAAAUGGAGUGAAGAGGUCAAUUGAGAUGUAUAUUACAGGAAAUGUCUAAGAAAUCAGUUUAUAUCCUUUUUGCCAAAUUGACUCUCCGCACGUUGCUGUCCAAGAUUGGUUUACAAUCUUUGGACAGCAACCGAGCACACCAAUAAAUUGGAUCGUACAAAAUUGCCUAU
Marchantia polymorpha subsp. ruderalis is the source of this 1559-nucleotide messenger RNA. The record is from the annotation of a GenBank genome assembly. Lineage: Eukaryota; Viridiplantae; Streptophyta; Marchantiopsida; Marchantiales; Marchantiaceae.